This is a messenger RNA of Cyclocybe aegerita, 1659 nucleotides long. The record is from the annotation of a GenBank genome assembly. Lineage: Eukaryota; Fungi; Basidiomycota; Agaricomycetes; Agaricales; Hemipholiotaceae.
AUGGUGGCUCCUUCCAGCGCAGUCGAGUCAAGAUCGUCUUCGGUCCGCAACCUCAAUGACGAUCUCUUGCUGUAUAUCUUCAUGGCCAAUGCAAACAUGGACGGCGAUCCCAUCGAGUACGAGGGACGAAUCAAAGAUAUACCGUGCGCACUGACGUACACUCGCAAUACAUCCCACGUCUGUCGCCUUUGGCGCCAAACGAUACUGGCGUCGACAUCGUUGUGGGGAAGGCUCAUCAAUAUUGGAUAUCUCAUUCUCUUGAAGGAAGAGUGGAAGUGGGAGAUCUUACGUCGUACAAGUGCAUCCCUUCUGCACGUAAAGGGGACCCAGACCGGCUACAGCCCUGACUUUUUCCUGCUCCUCCGCCACAUCCUCGACAUCCAUUGGGAGCGUAUCGAAACAUUCGAAAUUUCCGCAUACUUCGAAUCUACUUGGGAGGGCGAUUUCUGGGAUCCCAUAGCGCGUCCGUCGGAGGUGUUGAAAACCUUUCGAGUCUCUCUCGGUGACCUAGAGCAGCCGCUUCAACCCGGAGAAACAUUAUUCGGCAACGAUGCGCCGAAGCUGCGCGAACUACAGUUGAUCGGAACGAUUUACUUGCGCGCCAACCUCGACUUAUCCUCAUCGUGGUUCAGCCAAAUCUGCCACCUCGACGUCUCUGGCUCAAUUUUCGCCCCUCGUCCGACUCUUUUGGCGUGGUUGGAGCGCCUCGGCGGCAUGCCCCAACUGCGGACUCUAACCCUGACCUCUCCAUUCCGUCCAGUUCGCCAGGACCCGAUGCCACUCCCAGUCGGUCGACUACCCAAUCUCACUGACCUUGAAGUCAAACACGACACCUACUCUGCCGCGUUGUUUUUGAAUCAUAUCGAGACCCCUCCAGCAUGCAGACUGCGUAUUGACACGUCUGGAAUCUUCACCACAGUCGAGUUUCCGGCCAGAAGCCACCUGAUCGGUGAGGUGCUAUCAAAGUAUAGCAAGCGCUGGUUCUCGGCGAACACCACGUCGACAAACCUCAAUCUGAAAAUCAACCGGCAAGGUUUCAGCGUGUCACAGGUCGAACGGAAUUCCUCUGGCUCUCGGGCCGCGGGAUGCCAAGAUAGAAUGGAAUUCGAAGUCUGCAUAGACGUUGACUACAACAUUGCAUUCACCGAACUUCUUUCCUAUGUCAACAUAUUCUCUCAAUGCGACUUGAGCCGCAUCGCAAUGCUUACCACGUAUCUGGACAUCUCCCCACAAACCGUGGCCAGCCCCCACCUACGGAAGUUUAUAUCCGAUUUCAUCCGUGCCUUGCCCAAUGUUCAGGGGCUCAUCACCUCAAUGGAAGUCAUUGCCCACCUCACGAAGAUUCCGCAAGGAGCCGGAUUGUCACCUGUGUUUCCUGCACUUCAAGUACUGGUCUUGUACGACGCCUCUGUCUUCUGGGGGGAUAAUGGUUCAGUUGGGAGCAAUCGUGGGCGCGAAGUAGGCGAGGCAUUCUUUCAACUACGCCAAGAAGAGAAGCAUCCCAUUCGGGUUUUAGAUCUCACUUCAUGCAGCGCGUUGCAUGACAUGAGCUACCUGGAAAGCGCGGAAGGGAUGAAAGUAUCCUGGAUCGACGACGGGGGUAAUCGGCGAGAGGAAGUCUGCGGCUACGGAAGAGUCGCCGAAGGACUCGGCCGUUGA